Messenger RNA from Menidia menidia (Atlantic silverside), 3392 nucleotides. NCBI's taxonomy places the organism in Eukaryota, Metazoa, Chordata, Actinopteri, Atheriniformes, Atherinopsidae. The record is from the annotation of a GenBank genome assembly.
GACUCAACCAGCAGACUAGUUCGGGUAGUUAUUGAAAGUUUCACCUUUUGCUCAGACCGUCACAACGACUUUAAAUCUAUAUUUGAAAUGUCAGGAAGUCGUGUCAGGCGUUGAAGUUACUUGAAAGCGGAACUAAAAGCUGCUUCUGUCUGAACAGUAACACGGCUUUAGUGACAGUUAAAAUAGCGAGUGCAGUUGAACACAGUUUCAAAUCUUAAAACGUGACAUUUGGUAGACUUUUCAGUGUUUCCUACAGCUUAAUACGCAAUGUGAGCCAUUAUUCGCCUGCUGUUUUGAAUCCCUGUGUUCGACCUUUGCCCAACACUGAUAAAGUUAUUCAUGGUCUUGUUCCCAGUGCAGAUGCAGUUGUAGACGUCCACCAUGGCUCUCCCCGCGGUGUCUCUGAGAACCCUGCUGCUUCUGGGGCUUUGGCAGACUGGGAGGAGAAGCCUCGCCUCUGCACCAGAACUACUAGAACAGCCCAAGAAGAUCGCUGUGGUCGGGGCUGGCAUCGGCGGGACGGCGGCAGCCUUUUACCUGAGGCAAGAGUUCGGCCCCGCGGUCAAGAUCGAUGUGUUUGAGCCCGGAUCUGUGGGGGGGCGGCUGGCCACCGUGAAGAUUGGAGAUCACGAAUAUGAGACGGGAGGGGCGGUGAUCCAUCCCCUGAACCUCCACAUGAAGCACUUUGUGGAAAAACUAGGUAUUCCUCCGAGGAAAGAUACCCCGUCUAAAAUGGCGAUCUUUGAUGGGAAGGAGCUUGUGUACGAAGAGAGUGAUUGGUUCAUCAUUAACGUCUUGCGCCUGCUCUGGCGCUAUGGCUUCAAUUUCCUUCGAAUGCAGAUGUGGGUGGAGAGCAUUUUGGACAAAUUCAUGAGGAUCUACCAGUAUCAACAGUUUGGUUACUCAUUCUCCAGCGUGGAGAGGCUGUUGCACGCCAUGGGCGGCGAUAACUUCCUUACGCUGGUCAAUCAGACCUUGGAGGAGACCAUGAUAGCCCAGGGCUUUUCACAGGUCUUCAUCAACGAUAUCGUUGCUCCCAUCACUCGCGUCAACUACGGCCAGAGUGUGCGCAUCAAUGGCUUUGUGGGAGCAGUGUCGUUGGCCGGGGCGGACUCGGGCCUGUGGGCGGUGGAUGGAGGCAAUAAGCGGGUGUGUUCGGGACUGCUGUACCACAGCAAAAGCGAGCUCAUCAAUGCCAGGGUGACCUCCAUUUCCGUCAAGGCCCGGCCGUCAAAGAGAGGGAACACGGCCUCCUUCUACGAGGUGAACUACGUGGGAGAAUCGGGGGCGGGGCACGCCCUGUACGACAUCGUGGUCAUCGCCACGCCGCUGCAUCAGGGGAAGUCCGACAUCGCCUUCCCGGGCUUCUCCCCCCCGCUCCCGUCUCACUACCCGGGGCUCUACCACCAGACGGUGGCCACUCUGGUCCAGGGGAGGCUGAACGUGUCCUACCUGGGCAGCGCCGAGCCCGCCUCCCAGUUCAGCGUGUCCGACAUCCUGACCACCGACUCGAAGGGCUGCCUCAUCCACAGCCUGAGCUCCCUGGACCCCGUGCACAUCCCCGACGGCUACCGCCGGCCCGCCGCCAGCCACAGCAACGUCUGGAAGGUGUUUUCCCCAAAGCCCCUGACCCCGGAGCAGCUGAAGAGCAUGUUCCUGUCCCACCACGGCGUGUCCCAGACGCCCUGGCUGGCCUACCCGGCCUACCGCCCGCCGCACCGCCGCACGCCGCCCUUCAUCCUGCACAACCGCCUCUACUACCUGAACGCCGUGGAGUGGGCGGCCAGCGCCAUGGAGAUGAGCGCCAUCUCGGCCCGGAACGUGGCCCUGCUGGCCCACCACCGCUGGCACGAGCAGGCGGGGAAGAUCGACCAGGAGGACCUGCACACCCGACUGAGAGGAGAGCUCUGAGCAGGCCGGGAGCGUCCAGACUUUCAAAUCAGGGACGAUAAAAAAAAAAAAAAAACGAAAGCAAUCAAAGCAAACGGCUUCCACCGGUCAGCCAUCGGCCUCUUUCAGGUCACAGCGGCUGAUCCGGAGAGGGACCAACUAAAAGCAACAACUAGCCACAGCAAACCUAAGAAUCAUCUCCAGCGGCAACGGCGCAUCCCAGCGUGAACAAAGUUGUCUUUGCUGAAGAGAAAACUCUGAGCCAAUCUGCACUGAGGGGCAGACGCACACUUCUGCCUCUGUUUUAAAAAACACUAAUAGUGUUUAAUAGUGGGUGCCGUACCUGUGAUGAACACGCACACAUAGUCAACCUGUUUUAGGCCCAUUUUUCUUUUCCUAAUUAUUUGUAUGUCUUCCAACAACUCCUGAGUCUCUACCUCCUCAGCAGACUACUGUUUUUAGGAAGUGAUUUUGUGUUUUUUUUAAACAUUUUUUUAUUCAUAGUCUGAGACUGGUUUUAAAAUUCUAUCAUUUUUGGAUUUUAACACAGCAAACACUAAUCAAACUAAAACAGACUAAUCUUAUUACAGAAGAGCCAACCAUGCAUGGAUAUGAUUGUGCCUUAAACAAAUCAGGGUCGGAUUCAGAUCAGGGUUUAAAAAUCCUUUGGGUCCUCCUUAUGCCCUCAAACCACCAGGACCUGUUCAGAUCUGUUCAGAUAAAGUACAGCCCUUAUCCCCACUAUGGUUUACACUUUGUUAAAUGUUUAUUGAUUCAAUGAACUUACUGAAUUUACUUAAGUUAAUUGAUAAAAACAGAUAACCAUGAAGACAUGUCGAUAUAGUAAAUGCAGUACACGGUUUAGGAUUAUUUUUUCCUGAGAAAAGCAGGAUAUGGAGCGUAUCUCCCUCUGAAAUCCUCAUGGACCUCUCAGUGUUGACGGCCUCUGUCCAGAUGUGCAAACUGCUUUUUAAAAAAUGUUUUUAUGUAGCACUGGUAAUGAACAGGGCGGGCCCUCCUCUCUUUAAUCUAGCAAAUGCUAAAUUAAUCUUAAAGUGUGAUUUCUGCUUAAUACUGUGCUGUUUGCGGGACACUUUCUUCUUCUUUUUUAUCCCUUUGUGUUACGUGGCACGGCAGAAUAAUCGGUUUUUGUAAGAUGUCUCCCUGUCUGCGUCCGUUUUCUCUUUGUGAGUAGAAUUUCCUAUUUCUCUGGCAUUUCAGCAUCCCAACCUUUGGAACCGGGAUCGACUUUUGCACCCCUGAUUUGUCAGAGCUGAUGUGGUUCAGAUACUGUAAUUGUACUGUACUUUGAGGUUCCUUUUUUGUAUAUUUGGGGAAAAUUUUAGCAGUACAUUUUCUAGAUUUUUAACGGAAGUAGCAAGACUAAUAUUUGUGCACCUUAACUCUUUACGAUUUACAUGUUGGAUUUCAGAUUUCUCUUGGUUUUAAACAUUACUGAAACUUCCAAGACCCCCCUGUUUUAAACAAUCACAAUAAAGCGA